Branchiostoma belcheri (Belcher's lancelet) is the source of this 3266-nucleotide messenger RNA. Its product is annotated as DNA-binding protein HEXBP-like. Gene Ontology annotation, cellular component: cytoplasm. Gene Ontology annotation, biological process: positive regulation of cytoplasmic translation. Lineage: Eukaryota; Metazoa; Chordata; Leptocardii; Amphioxiformes; Branchiostomatidae. Gene Ontology annotation, molecular function: single-stranded RNA binding; zinc ion binding; translation regulator activity. The transcript is spliced from 7 exons. Bases 140 to 706 code for a protein of 188 amino acids. The record is from RefSeq and is a predicted model, not a curated record.
ACUUUCGGCCGACGUCAUAGCCCGAAAUGUGCUCUGCACACGGCACCCAAAGAACCACAGUCGUGCCGUGUGCAAAACACGUGUAAGUGGUGGUACGCACUUUCUCAGUCCGUGGCGAACAGUGCUGACUGCCCUCAGAAUGAGUGACAGGGAGUGUUACAAGUGCCACGAGAUUGGCCACUUCGCCAGGGAAUGUCCCUCGGAAGGCGGUCGCGGCGGCGGUGGACCCAGGCGGGGCCCAUCUCGUGGUGGCUUCCGUGGCAGGCGCUCGGAAGAUCGCUGCUUCAGGUGUAAUCAGAAGGGACACAUUGCCAAGGAUUGUACUUCACCUGACGAUGUGUGCUACAACUGCAGGGAGUCAGGCCACAUCGCCCGCGACUGCCCCAAACAGAUGUCUGAUGAGCCUUGCUGCUACACCUGUGGCGAGCCUGGCCACAUCGCUCGCAGCUGCCCCAGCAACACCGCAAAGUCGCAGGAGUGCUACAACUGCGGGGAAAUCGGCCACUUGGCUCGGGAGUGCAACAUGUCUCGGGACAACCGGCCACGUCGCGGCGGUGACGGCCGCAGCUGCUACAACUGCGGGGAGACUGGCCACAUCUCCAGGGACUGCCCCGAGGCCAGGAGCGCUGGCAAGUGCUUCAAGUGCGAGGAACGCGGCCACUUUGCCCGUGAUUGCCCUUUGAAUAAGGAACAAGAUCAGAUGUAACGAGCCUGGUCACGAGGCGCGCAACUGCCCCACCGUCAGCACCAAUUGUUAUAACUGCGGUGAGCCGGGGCACUUUGCUCGCGAGUGCUCCUCAGUUGCGUGAAGAUUCAACCUCUGACCUAGGAUCAGCUUUUGGCAUCUCCUACGGACGAACCCCUGCCCCAAGAGUUGUGGAGGGUGGAGUCAGUACGGCAGAGCUCGCACAACGGACGUGUAUAAGAAUAAAAAUAAACUUACAAACACCUGAUGUUAUGUUAAACCGAUUAUAUCAGCCUAUGUAUAAUCUUGACAAAAAAUUUUGUGUAGUGUUGGAGGGGGAGUUGGAGUGGUCAGGGGGCAGCUACUAUUUUGCAGUUCGUUGAUUGUGUUGCACUGUUUGGGGCACGUUGCACAUGGGGAGGUGUGUGCACAUGCACGUCAUGCGUGUGCAGAUGCUAACUGCAAAGUGCAGGUGUAACGAGGCGGUGAACCAACUUAAUUUUCACAUCUGUGGCGUAAAGGGGAGGGCGGACCUGGAGUUCCCCAGGUUUUGUAGACACCUUUGGAUGGAUGUGGACUUCUGUGGUUUCGGGUUGACAAUGGAGAAACACUGCUCGUUUUUGACAAUUUUUAUUCUAUUCUCUACAUAGCACAUGGGAUAUUUGGAGUUCUAAUCUCAGCAGAAGUUGGAAUCAGUGUGCCUGAUUCCCUCCCUAACCACAGGACUCCCAUCGCUCCAAAGGACGUAAUAGGUAGAAGAGCAACGUUUACUGAGAAGUUGCUUUUGCAUCAGCCAUUUUUGUUUGUGAUUGACAGUUUGCAACAGUGGGUAUCCUUCAUAUAAAGAAUCCUUUUCAACUUUGUUCUCUCUUACUAGUUAGUAUUUGCACAGCAUCAGUUGGCAGUUUAGAAACUGUAACAGUUAGUAUUACCAUGGAAAGUUGCAUGUGGAUUUUGUCAAUGCAGUAUGAUAACCAAUAUUUCUACAGUUGUUCCCACUCGCAUGAAGCCAAGACAAUUCUUUGAUUUUCUGACUUUCUGUAGUGAAGGUAUGAUAUGCUUUAGUGAUUGUAGGUGGAUAGGUAUGAAUGUAUCACACGUAGAAGUAUAGUACUCAGUGCAGUCUAUAGCCUUUGUUUAAGAACCCGUAAUGCUUUAAGGCAACAGUUAAGACUUAAGAAGUUGUUACCCCACGAAUUUAUACACAUGAGUGGAGGAGAGACGAGAGCACUACCGGAGACCUCUGCAGACAAUAUGCAAAAAUUGUUCGUACAACACCAAGAAGAAAAGUACUCACUUAGACCACACAGUUCUAAAUUUAGAACUAUCAACUACUCAUGCUGCAAUCUUGUGCAUCAUACUUCUUUGAACAUGACAGAACAAAAUGUUCUAACUUCAUUCACAACAUGUUGUUUGCGAGUUCCUGCUUUUGAAGUACAGUAAUUUUUGCUUUUGCAUAACUUGUCUCCCAGGGGUCUCCAGUAUAAUUGUUUCAUUCAUUUAAGGUCUGAGAUAAGAAGACCAGUGUUUCUGCAUUGUACCUAUUGAAGUUAGAUAACUUCUCGCUGUGGAGGCAGCAGAGUUCCUAGUACUAUCAUUGUGGCAGGAGUAGUGAGGAGGCGCCUAGCAGAAAAUGCUCCGUACUCAGGAAAGUUUAUCAUCUGUGUUUUUCAAACGUGGCUCCAGUGUGCGAUCAGAGGAGGACUUCACAUGUGUUCUUGUGCCUAUCAUUACCAAAGUUUCAGCCUGGCUGUCGCCGCCAUGACAGCGAGGCUGCUACGUCGGGAGCCAUGUUUGAAAGUUGUCUGUUGUGAGACAGACGAGGGGGUCGCUGUUUCAACUGCCUUUUUUCCCAGCCUGCCUGAAACAGUGACCCCUGGAGGAGAGAGGAGAGGUGGAAAUAAAACAGUUCAGUGCAAAUAUUUUGUUUGGGGUGAUUGGCAUGAUAAAAAGAAAAACAAUUGCAUGUGCAAUUUGAAAAGCUCGUUUUGUACAUGACAUUAUAGUCAAGAAUUUUCAGAAAAAUGCACUUGUGACUUGAACUUUACUUUUACUUUCACCAUAUAGAGAUGGCAUUGUCAACCAUUUUCAACUGUUAAUUGUCAGUCAUCCCAACUGGAAUUCUUGCUUUGUUGGCAAACUAACUGUUCUGGUCAAAGUGUCAGUUUGACACCCCAGCUGCCAGUCUUGGCCACAGGAAAGAAUGGCAGGGGGUGUUAAACUAAACUCUGAUGUACCAAAAAGGAGGUACACAAGACACCGCAGUGUCAUUGUCAUAUUUGGAGAAGUUACUAAAGUGCCAUGGACAAAACUUAAAAAAAAAAAAACCUUGAAGGUGCUGUAUGUUGGAAAGGAUGUACCAGGCGAAUUCUGUAUCAGAGCUCUUAUUUUGUUUACAGAGCACUAUUGAGCACAGAUUUAAAAAGAAAAAAUUGUAAAUUAUUUUUGGACUAGUUUAGCUGGACACCUAAGGAGAGAUGGAGGAGCGAUAGGAUGCAGGUACCAAUAUUGUAGUUAUGUCUGCUUUGCUGGGGAGACCACAAAACCUAUUUUAUAACAAUAAAGUAGGCGUUGGAGGAGA